Molecule: messenger RNA, 2263 nt
Organism: Myotis davidii
Lineage: Eukaryota; Metazoa; Chordata; Mammalia; Chiroptera; Vespertilionidae
Gene: CBL
Product: Cbl proto-oncogene, E3 ubiquitin protein ligase
Exons: 14
Coding region: 1-2088 (695 amino acids)
Biological process (GO): negative regulation of epidermal growth factor-activated receptor activity; cell surface receptor signaling pathway
Cellular component (GO): membrane raft; plasma membrane
Molecular function (GO): SH3 domain binding; phosphotyrosine residue binding; ubiquitin protein ligase activity
Source: RefSeq, a predicted model, not a curated record
AUGAGUUCAAAAAAAGUGUUUCCAGCUCCAGAUUUCGAAAAAUCCCAAGUCUGCGUCUCCUGGGUGGUGCGGCUGUGUCAGAACCCAAAGCUGGCGCUAAAGAACAGCCCGCCUUACAUCCUAGACCUGCUGCCAGACACCUACCAGCACCUGCGCACUGUCCUGUCAAGAUAUGAGGGGAAGAUGGAGACACUUGGAGAAAAUGAGUAUUUUAGGGUGUUCAUGGAGAAUUUGAUGAAGAAAACUAAGCAGACCAUAAGCCUCUUCAAGGAGGGUAAAGAAAGAAUGUAUGAGGAGAAUUCUCAGCCUAGGCGAAACCUGACCAAACUGUCCCUGAUCUUCAGCCACAUGCUGGCCGAGCUGAAGGGCAUCUUCCCCAGCGGGCUGUUCCAGGGCGACGCCUUCCGCAUCACCAAGGCGGACGCCGCCGAGUUCUGGAGGAAAGCCUUCGGGGAAAAGACAAUAGUCCCUUGGAAGAGCUUCCGACAGGCCCUCCAUGACGUGCAUCCCAUCAGUUCCGGGCUGGAGGCCAUGGCUCUGAAGUCCACUAUCGAUCUGACCUGCAAUGAUUAUAUUUCAGUUUUUGAAUUUGACAUCUUUACACGGCUCUUUCAGCCCUGGUCCUCUCUGCUCAGGAACUGGAACAGUCUCGCUGUGACUCACCCUGGUUACAUGGCUUUCCUGACGUAUGAUGAAGUAAAAGCUCGGCUCCAGAAAUUCAUUCACAAACCUGGCAGUUACAUAUUCCGGCUGAGCUGUACUCGUCUGGGUCAGUGGGCUAUUGGGUAUGUCACUGCUGAUGGGAACAUUCUCCAGACAAUUCCUCACAACAAGCCUCUCUUCCAAGCACUGAUUGAUGGCUUCCGGGAAGGCUUCUAUUUGUUUCCUGAUGGACGGAAUCAGAAUCCCGACCUGACAGGCUUGUGUGAGCCGACGCCCCAAGACCACAUCAAAGUGACUCAGGAACAAUAUGAAUUAUACUGUGAGAUGGGCUCCACAUUCCAACUGUGUAAAAUAUGUGCCGAGAAUGAUAAGGAUGUGAAGAUCGAGCCCUGUGGACACCUCAUGUGCACGUCCUGUCUUACGUCCUGGCAGGAAUCAGAAGGCCAGGGCUGUCCUUUCUGCCGAUGUGAAAUUAAAGGUACAGAGCCCAUUGUGGUAGAUCCGUUUGAUCCGAGAGGAAGUGGCAGCCUAUUGAGGCAAGGAGCAGAGGGAGCUUCUUCCCCAAAUUAUGAUGAUGAUGAUGAUGAACGAGCUGAUGAUUCUCUCUUUAUGAUGAAGGAAUUAGCUGGUGCCAAGAAUAUGAAUAGCAGCCCAUUAGCAGGUCCAGAGUGUGAGCACCCCAAAAUCAAACCUUCCGCAUCGGCCAAUGCCAUUUAUUCCCUGGCUGCCAGGCCUCUUCCUGUGCCCACGCUGUUGCCCGGGUCGCAGCGUGAGAGCGAGGAGGACGCCGAGUACAUGACUCCCUCCUCGAGGCCCAUGGGCCUUCAGAAGCCGGAGGGGAAGCAGCCCUUCGAGACCGCCCCGAGCCUACGAGCGGGUGGCGGCGACCAGCAGGCGGACGGCAGCACCUAUGAAGCCAUGUACACCCUGCAGCCCCCGGGGGCACCGGCCGGCGCAGAGGGCAGCUUUGCUGGUGAAGGGAACGUGGCUGCAGCCCCUGCCGGCGUUGGCCCCGAGGAAUGGGAAAACGAAGAUGAGGGCUACGAUGUCCCUAAGCCGCCCGUGCCCGCAGCUCUGGCCCGCCGGACACUCUCCGACAUCUCGAACGCCAGCUCCUCCUUCGGCUGGUUGUCUCUGGAAGGCGGCCCCGCAGACUUCGCGGAGGGUUCCCCAGUUCCCGAGAGACCCCCCAAGCCGUUCCCUCGGAGAAUCAACUCUGAGCGGAAGGCAGGGCCGGGCCAUCCAGGUGCCACCGCGGCCCCCUCGCCGCGGCUCUCCAGCGAAAUCGAGAGCCUCCUGAGCCAGGGCUACUCCCACCAGGACAUCCAGAAAGCCCUGCUCAUCGCGCACAACAACAUCGACAUGGCCAAGAACAUCCUCCGCGAGUUCGUGUCCAUUUCUUCUCCCACCCACGUGGCCACCUAGCACCCCUCCGCCUGCGCUGGCGAGGAAGUGGCUGGGCUCCUCCCGGGCCCUGGGCAGGGCUCCUGGAGAUUUCGCAGUGAGGUCAGCCCUGCCGUGGCAUCUCUGUGGCUAGGAUUUCAAAGCGGUGGGUGAAAAUGGAGCGGCUGGUGGUGGUGUAUUGGUUGGGGGAGUGGGG